Messenger RNA from Saccostrea cuccullata (small rock oyster), 1219 nucleotides. RefSeq lists its product as uncharacterized. NCBI's taxonomy places the organism in Eukaryota, Metazoa, Mollusca, Bivalvia, Ostreida, Ostreidae. The transcript has 4 exons. The record is from RefSeq and is a predicted model, not a curated record. The coding region runs from base 93 to 1124 and encodes 343 amino acids. Gene Ontology annotation, molecular function: protein binding.
AAUGAGACUUCGCUGAAAUCCUAUUUUCACUUUAUGAUAGUUCCAAUUAUUUAUCCAAACAGAAAUAUAUCUGAGAAGAGAAGAAAAGAACUAUGGCAUCUUGUAAACUUUGUGGGGUUGAGAAACUUUCCAAUGAAUUUCCUCCUACCACUGCCUCAGAAAAAUGUGAUCAUCCUCCUCUUACAUGUCUGAGGUGUGUGGUAGAUUUUUGCAAGAAGAAGCACCAAUGCCCUCACCCGGGAUGUUCCAUUCCUGUCUCUCCUAACAGUCCUACAAUUCAGUGGUUCAAUGCUAUUCUUGAAGAAAUGUUUAGAGAAUAUGAAGCAACGUACACUCCACCAGCUCCUAAAACUUCUGGAAAAGAAAUAUUAAAUGUCACUGUUCUGAAUGGAGAUGCUGCACAAAUUCCUUACUCACCUUCUAUGACAUUAUCAGAAGUACAGAUUCAUAUCAAUAGCAAGCUGAAAAUUCCUGCUAAUAAGCAGAAGCUGUUAUAUGAAGAUAAGGAAGUUCAGAUAUUCAAACCAAGUGGUCAAUCCUGCACACUUUCAGACUACAAUAUUCCUCCUUAUGCUACACUUUACCUUGUGGUCCUGCUGUAUGCCAUUCCUGAGGCCUUUGAUCAUGUGGUGUUUGAUCUUUACUGGGGUUAUCCUACCUCUGGUCCUGAUUAUUUGGAUGCUUCAUGUCUUAUGUAUCAGAAUACACAGUUUUUGAAAUUAAUAGAUUUUCGCAAUCGUCAAGUCCAAGGAGUAACACACUCUGGAGAUGUGAUGGAUAGUAUAAAAAGAAUUGGUCAUCACACAAUACAUGUUUAUUUAAAACAACUCCCCAGUAAUGCCACUCAUUUAUUCUUCACCCUGAGUGCUUGGAACAGCCCUAACAUUUCAAGAUACCCUAAUCCUAGCCUGAAAUUUUAUGAAGCCAGCAAUAUACAAAAGAACCUCUGUAAAACAACCUUUACACACGCAGGGCAUUCCCAGGCCGUCAUAAUGUGCUCUGUCUCAAGAAACAGUCAAGGUAGAUGGGAGAUCUAUGAGAGUGGAAAGCUGAGUGCUGGCAAUGCAAUGAACUAUAGUCAAAUCCAAUGCACCAUCAGAAAUUUGAUCAAGACUGGUUAUUGAACUCACUAAUGAAUAUGUACAUUUGGAUAGUACAGCUGUACAAGUGUAAUCCCUUUAUGUGUCACUGCAGGUGUAAACAAGAGAUUCCUUUUUUU